Molecule: messenger RNA, 1316 nt
Organism: Puntigrus tetrazona (Sumatra barb)
Lineage: Eukaryota; Metazoa; Chordata; Actinopteri; Cypriniformes; Cyprinidae
Gene: asb1
Product: ankyrin repeat and SOCS box containing 1
Biological process (GO): positive regulation of protein catabolic process; protein ubiquitination; intracellular signal transduction
Molecular function (GO): protein binding
Source: RefSeq, a predicted model, not a curated record
AUGCCGAGGUCCCGCCGGUCCCGAGCCACGGCUCCCAAACGCUACCGCAGCCGCGAGGACCUAAACAGAGGUCCCCAUGUAGGAGACCUAGACACUCUCAAGACCCUCCUGCACGAAGACAGCUUCAAACACAGUGGAUCCUUUGCAGUGAAUGUGGAUAUGAAGGGACAGAGCGCUCUGUACAUGGCUGUGGUUAAUGGACACCUGGACUGCGUGAAGAUCCUUCUGAAAGCCGGUGCCGGUCCGAACAGCAGCAUUCAUACCCGAAGCACCCCAAUAUACCACGCUGAACAAUUGGGUCGAACGGACAUCCUACUAGAGCUGAUCAGGUUCAAUGCCAAUGUUGAUAUUGAUCACCGGUUGAAUCGGAGGUCUAUGUUCGGGAUGAGCACUUUGACCACUCGCUGUUUGCUGGAUGCAGUUCUGAAACUCGGAUGUGAACCAGCCUUCAUUAGCUUAUUGCUGGACCACUGCGCUGACCUGUAUCUUGUCCCCUGGGACGAGCACGAACCUGAAAUCAUCGUUUGCUUUCGAGUCAACGCUGAAGCCCUUCGUAUCUACCAGGAAGCCAAAACCCCGAGCAGAUUGAUGAACCUGUGCCGCAUUGCUAUCCGGGAGAUCAUGGGCAAGAAGCGUCUAUCGCGUAUCUCUUCCCUUCCACUGCCUGAAACCCUCAUAAAAUUAAUGUUUCACAAGAAUUGACCAUGUAGACGCUCGAUUAACUGCAAGUGACCUCUCGCUCUCCAGCACUGCUUACAUGGAAACCUGUGACUUCCACAAGACCGGCAGGUGUGAUGGUAAAGUAAUGGCUUGAAUGCAUAAGCAUAUUAGCAAAAAUGUUUAAUAUAUGCACUGCUGCUGCUGCCAGUUUAACAUAAUCUUCUUUGCACCUGCAACACACUGCCUUUUGUGGCUUAUUGCUUCAACGGAGGACUAUAUUGAUGGGAGAAAGUCAUAUUGAGAUUAAUCUUAUUAACUGUACCACCAGUUAUCGCACUUCAGUAAUGACUAGUGAAAAUUUGUAGAAUUAUGAUAUUGGUGAGAUGAUCUCUUAUGAACUGCUUCUACUUAUAUUGCCUGAAAGUUGCCUUAUAUGUUAUUUGUAUUUUUUGCAAUGUGAAGUACUACUGAAGUAACUUCUACAUUCCUUGAAUAUUUCAGUUUGAUUAUAGCUUGUUUGAAUAUAACUUGUUUGAUUAUUUUGCUACAAAUGUUUUCCAGAUAAAUAUUUUUUACGUUAUCAGAUUCUGAAAAGAGAUUUAAAAAGAUUAAAAAAUUUAAAAAGAGCAGAACGGGAAAAUAGAAUUAUUUUGAAA